GUGCAUGCGUCUUCUGUACAUCUUGUCUGCAGCAGUAUGUUCAGCUGAGCAUCAAGGAGGGUGGGGGGGCGGCCAUCACCUGUCCUGAUAUGGCUUGCAGAAACACUGGGGUGCUACUUGAUUCUGAGAUAGCCGAAUUGGCCUCUGCUGAUCAGACUAAGCUGUAUGAGCGCUUGAAGUUUGAGAGAGGAGUGAAGCUGGACCCGAGUAAAACCUGGUGUCCGGUGCUUGAUUGUCAGGCCGGGUGCGACGUGCCGCUGAGCUCUGAGGGCCAGCCCUCCGCUGUGCCAUGCCCGACAUGUCACACCAUCUUCUGCUCCGGCUGCAGAGGACCCUGGCAGGGGAGCCACACCUGUCCUGAGCAACAACCCAUGAAGUCACACUUUGGUGAAAGCAGCAGCGACUCUGAGUCGCCCAUCAAACAGUGCCCGAUGUGUGGCAUCUACAUCGAGCGGAACCAGGGCUGUGCACAAAUGCUGUGCAAGAGCUGCAAACACACCUUCUGUUGGUACUGUCUGCAGAACCUGGAUAGUGACAUUUUCCUCAGGCAUUACGAUAAAGGGCCUUGCAGGAACAAACUUGGCCACUCCAGAGCCUCUGUUAUGUGGAACCGAACGCAGGUGGCGGGAAUCUUGGUUGGGGUAAGCAUUGUGAUGCUGAUUACCUCUCCACUCCUUUUGCUGGCCUCCCCGUGCAUCCUGUGUUGCCUCUGCAAGCCCUGCAGAGUGAAGAAGAAGAAGAGAAAGAAGGAAUUGAGUCCCGCAGACUCCUCCACAUAGCAGCUUUCCUGUUGGGCCCUGCACCAGGCUCAAGUAGCUUGGGGAAUCAUUGACUGCACCAGAUCGGAUGUGCACUCUGGUACAAAAUCAAAUGUGGGCUUUGACAGUGACGGUGAUGAUGCCAACAAGUACACAUCAUCAGCACUUGAAAAAGAUUCAGUGGGCCUCUUAUAUGCAGAACUAUAUCACCACUGACUCAUGUGCAUUGUGCCAGAAGAGUGGCAGUAAAGAGAAAGCGGUGAAUUUUGCACUCAUGCACUUCAACCUCCAGCUAAAUGCGAGGUGCUUAAGUGCCUGAGUCUUUGCUGUGCCUGGUGCCGGGUUGCAUUUGUUUCGCCUUCUUUUAUCGUACGCACAUCACUUAGAAUGUAAAGGUCACUAAUAAGUCAGUAAGUACCGGUAAUGUCAAGCGGAAGAAGCAAGAAAGCUAAACUUUCCUGUAUGCACCUUAUUCUUAUUCUUGUAGUGAAACAAGAUAGGGCUUCAACCGUGCACAAAAAUGUAUCCCACUGAAAAUGUUUUUGUUUCCAUGAGGCCGACGCUCCAGACUGGACUGAAGGAUCUAAAGUAUCAGUCACUUCACCAACAUUGUUUGCAACAUUGACCCAUUUCCCAGCAAGUACAUCCACACAUUUUUUGCAAACAUUUGGAAAGUAAUAUUUGAACAGAAUGGCAUUGAAGCCAAUGAAAACCAACUGUAAAACAGCCCACACUGACUGUAGUCAUAAUGAGUGGAAGGCCAGUGCUUGUUUCUAUUCAAUGAGCUGGUACCACCUUGAGGUAAGGGCAGAGAAUGACAGCCCAAGUUAGUGCUGAAUGUAAUCAGCUCAGUAAUUUUGUUUUGAUUGACGUCAUUGCAGAAUUUCGCACAUUACAAUAAUAAGAUGCAGAGGAUAGGAAUUCAAUGCUUUUUUUUUGUUGGUUGGGCAAACUGGAUAUUCUGCCACAAUUUUAAUCUAGGCUUGUCUUCUAAUUCUGGUUGCUUGGUCUUCAUGUGCCAGAGCAAUUUUGCAAGCCUCUUGCUAUGUACUGGUAUUACACUGAGUGGGCUUGGCGCGUGAGAAUCGCCUGUAGAAAAUCAGCCAUAAGGCUGAGAAGAUAGGGAUGGCUGUGAAUGAGUCUUCCAUACAGCUUACUUGUUGGAGGCUCUUCUCAUCAUUGAGCUUUUUUCCCCCCUUUCUGAACAAUUUCUCCAAAGAUGAUUUUUUU
Hippocampus comes (tiger tail seahorse) is the source of this 1988-nucleotide messenger RNA. It is a transcript of the gene rnf144b, whose product is annotated as ring finger protein 144B. Gene Ontology annotation, biological process: protein ubiquitination. The transcript is spliced from 7 exons. The record is from RefSeq and is a predicted model, not a curated record. Gene Ontology annotation, molecular function: zinc ion binding; ubiquitin-protein transferase activity. Lineage: Eukaryota; Metazoa; Chordata; Actinopteri; Syngnathiformes; Syngnathidae. Bases 90 to 779 code for a protein of 229 amino acids.